CAUACACGUGUAAUAACGAUUUUAACAUCAACGCGUGUGAAAGAAAAAGGAAAGUUGCUUCCUUCCUAUCCUUCGAUCUCAAUCUUCUGUGAACACAAAAACACGGAAGAACAUAACCAAACCAAACCAGCAAAGUCCUAAGAUCUCCCCCACCCCCAGUGAUCUGCGAUCGAUUCGGUUAGGGAAGAAGAGAUCGAAGUGUGGUUUUCUUCAUAGCCGGUGAAUUAAAGCAAGAUCCUCAAGUAACCAUGAUGAAUCGGUUGUUCGGGAAACCAAAGGUGGAGAACAAUGCUCUCCAGACAUUAGACAAGCUUAACGAGACACUUGAGAUGCUAGAGAAGAAGGAGAAGGUACUCUUGAAGAAGGCUGGUCAAGAGGUCGAGAAGGCUAAAGAAUACACUCGUGCUAAGAACAAACGCGCGGCUAUACAGUGUUUAAAAAGGAAGAGGUUAUACGAGCAACAAGUCGAACAGCUUGGCAAUUUCCAGCUUCGUAUACAUGAUCAAAUGAUUAUGUUAGAAGGCGCGAAAGCAACAACCGAAACUGUUGAUGCGUUGAGGAGUGGAGCUUCUGCAAUGAAAGCAAUGCAGAAAGCUACAAAUAUCGAUGACGUGGACAAGACCAUGGAUGAGAUCAAUGAGCAGACAGAGAACAUGAAACAGAUCCAAGAAGCAUUAUCGACUCCUAUCGGGGCAGCAGCUGACUUCGACGAGGAUGAGCUAGAAGCAGAGUUGGAAGAGCUAGAAGGUGCAGAGCUUGAAGAGCAGCUUCUUCAGCCCACCACAGUAUUGCCUUCGGUUCCUGUGCCUGCAGGGCGUCAAGCAGCACGUCCUACUCCUAAGCGGACCGCAGAGGAGGAAGAACUUGCUGCAUUACAGGCUGAGAUGGCCCUCUAAGGUUGUAUUCACGAACCGGAGAAGACCUGUAUGCAUUGAUAAACCAAGAACAGGCGAUGUAUAUAAGGAUCUCAAUGUCAAAAAAAUUUAAAACCUGAGCGAAACUUAAUAAUAAAUAAUCCUCGUCGUACAAUGUUAUUUUUAUCAACAAUUGACUUUUUCUUCUCCACAUAUACUAUUAUCUUUUGUAUUUGAUUUGGUAAUCUGAUGGGUUACUUACUGCGUA
Messenger RNA from Raphanus sativus (radish), 1122 nucleotides. Its product is annotated as vacuolar protein sorting-associated protein 32 homolog 2. The record is from RefSeq and is a predicted model, not a curated record. Gene Ontology annotation, cellular component: ESCRT III complex; multivesicular body; cytoplasmic side of plasma membrane. Bases 249 to 896 code for a protein of 215 amino acids. The transcript has 8 exons. Gene Ontology annotation, biological process: late endosome to vacuole transport via multivesicular body sorting pathway; vesicle budding from membrane. Lineage: Eukaryota; Viridiplantae; Streptophyta; Magnoliopsida; Brassicales; Brassicaceae.